This is a messenger RNA of Saprolegnia parasitica CBS 223.65, 4111 nucleotides long. RefSeq lists its product as hypothetical. Bases 1 to 4083 code for a protein of 1360 amino acids. NCBI's taxonomy places the organism in Eukaryota, Oomycota, Saprolegniomycetes, Saprolegniales, Saprolegniaceae. The record is from RefSeq and is a predicted model, not a curated record. The transcript is spliced from 17 exons. Gene Ontology annotation, molecular function: protein binding; calcium ion binding.
AUGCAACGCAUGUACCGUGGCCACGUCGCUCGACGCCGCGUGCAGCCGCUCAUUGACGUCCGCGUGAAUACGCUCGUCCAGUCGCUGCCACCGGACUUUGUUGUCGCGCCAGCCAUACUGCGCAGUCGAGGGACGCAGGCGAUGGCGCAGCUCGAGCUCCAAGUUCAAAAAUGGCGCGGACGAAAUGCGAUGACGCUCCAGCGAGUCUACCGCGGUCACAUGGGCCGUCGCACGGCCAAGCGCGUGCGCAUCGAUUGGUGCCACCUUCUUUGCGUGCUCAACCGGCCUGCCCGCUGGGCUCGAAAACGACACGCAGGUGUUACCAAAGCCUUUUUAGCGUGGAAAGGGAUUGCCCGCGCGCUCCAGCACGUCCACUUGCUUCGGUCGUCGGCGCGGCUUCGGCAACUUGCCCAGUGGCAUUUUGAAAAAGUGCUGCGCAAGAAAACGCUUUGUCGGUGGCGAAGUGGUCUGGUGCGGCAGCGCGAGAUGCGCUUCAAGAAGCACAAAGCACAGUCCUUUGCGUUGCGCUCGCGACAAACCAAGGUCUUCCAGCGCCUAUAUGACCAUGUUCUUGCCGACAUCGUCCACAAGAGGGUAUGGACGAUGCAGCGCAAGGUGACGUUUGUCUAUGCGUGGCGCCGCCACACAGCGCAGAUGCGACACGUCCGGGCCAUGGAGAAGCGGCAUCACGCACGGCUUGUGGUCGCCAGUUUGGACCAAUGGCGCUCGGUGUACGUCUAUGACCACCUUGUGCAAGGCCUAGCGCGGCGCCAGCGCGAAGCGUCAUCGCUGCGGUCGCACCUGGCCGCCCUGCACGCGUACGUCGUUCGGCAACAUGCUGUUGCUGCGCAAUGGCGCCGACGUGGCCUGCAGCGCGGCCUUUCCCAAUGGGUCACGGCGCGCGCGUGGACGCGGUUGAGCAACGACCAAGGCGCGCGGGCCAAUCGGUUUCGCGUGCGCCAUCUUGUGCGUCGGUGGCAGCAACUGCGCAGUAUUCAGGAAGCCGCGGCGGCGCUCCGCACCAAGGUCGAUGCAUUUGCGCAAGGGCAUGGACAGAUGCGCGCGCUCGUGAGCUGGAUCGUGCACACGGACGAAGCGCGCGCGUACCACGUGCUGUAUACACAAGCACAGAGUCUCUUCAAGCGUACGCACGUCGCGAAAGCAUUUGCCGAGUGGUUUCAGCUCUGGGCCGAGACGGCCGGCGAACGCCGCAUAUACUUUGCAAGGCUUCUCCAGCGUCUCUGGCGCGGCAAGCUCGGUCGGCGCCGCUUUGCGCAAGCCCGCGCGUUGGAAGACUACAAGGUGGCGCGCCGCAUCGAACUGGGCACGGACAUUCCGCAACUGGCGCCGGACGCGAUGCAGGCACUGGUGACACCGGCCGUGAGCGGGAAGGAGUGGGUGCUACUGCUCGCCUACUUGCCGUGGACUGCGCCGUCCCCGCGCAUGUCCAAAGCGUUUGCAACUGUCGCAACGUCGUACUAUAAGAACAAACGCAUCGCCUUUGGCUGCAUCGACGCCACGCAGCGGCACGCAUCGAAAAGCAUCGCGGCCAAGUACCAGCUCGAGGACGCGAAGCUGCCGCGGUUGCUUGUCUUUUGGCAAGGGCGCGGACCCGAGACGCCGACGCAGCGGGAUCCUGCGAACCGUACUACGCGCCGGUUCACCGCCGUCAGCUUGCACUACCCGCAUCCGCUUUUGCAAACACACGAGCUCCACGCGUGGGUUCAAAGCCUUUUAUCGCAUAGCCGCGAGCAGACGGCGAUUGAUCUCCAAGCCGAUUGGCGCCGGUUCCUCGUGCGGCUUCGGCGCUACUACCGGCGUCAGAGCUGCCGACGCAACGCCACGGUGCGCAUCGUGGUCUGGUUUGUCCAGCGUCGUCGGGCGCGUCGGCGCCGGAACGCGACCAAGCUCCAGCGCUGGUACCGCCGACGCAAGGAACAAGUCGCUGCCUACGCACGCGUCGUGGCGUCGAUGGCCGCGUACCGCAGGCCGAUCGUAGCCUUUCAACGCACCCUUCGGCGCCACUACUGCCGGCGUCAGUUUCGUCGGGCCAUGGAUGAGAAAUACGCUACCGUCGACAAGUACCCCCACGCGCCGCUGUGCUUGACGUGCGAGCGCGCGGUUGGCGUGCUCAAAUGCAUCGACUGCCACGAGCCGUACUGCGAUGCGUGCUUUGGCGUUUACCACGGCAGCGGCCAUCGCGCCAGCCAUCGGAGCAAGAUGAUCGACUUUAUAGCGAUGCACGCCAACGACCCCAUGUGCGCCGAGUGCUACGUGGACCGGCCCCAGCGUGUCUGCAAGGGUUGUAAAAAAGGUCUCUGCGGUCACUGCCACAACAAGACGCACACCAUGGCGUCGGGCUUGCAGAAGCACGUGUACACCCGAACGCGCGUGCUCUUGAAGACGUUCGAGCGCGCCCAUCCGACGACCACCAAGUCGAGUAAGGCGACGCACCUCAAACUCCAGAAAAAGCGAGCACAUCUGCUUCUGACCGAGACGGCCCACGAGAUCAUGCUCUCUCAACACUGGAUGUCAUUCACCCAAAGAGAAGCGGCGCGUGUCGCGACAGAGGCGGCGGCCAAAAAAGAAGCCGACCGAGCGGCAGCGCUGGCGCAUGCAAUGGCGCAGUUGGAACAGCCCGUGCUCGAUGCGUUUGAGAUCUACGACCCCGACCACGGUGGGUACGUCGGGGCCGGCGAGCUCGCCAUGCUGUUGCGCAACGAGCUUUGCAUUCCACUGACCAAGAAACAGCUCGCCAUUGGCAUGCGUGCCAUUGACCAAGAUGGCAACGGCCGAUUCGAGUGGCGCGAGAUCUGUGCCUGGCUGGCUGAAAUUGUUGUCGACCACAAAGUCGAUGGUCGUCUCGAUGCGCUUCGCCGCAAGAAGCUUCACGCUCAAAAGAACUAUCGCGAUCUGCAACGCAACAUCCGUAAAUGGAAGCGUGGGGUGUUCCCGGCGCGCAAGAAGCGCGUGCGCACGGUGCCGGGCUUCCCCGACGUGCCCCGAUUGCACCCUGUCGACGACUUUCAGGGCAAAAAAACAGUCUUUUACCGCUUCAUCAGCUCGGAAUUCGGCAUGAAAUGGAUCCUCGAAGAUGUCCACGAGAUCGACUUGGCCAACCAAAUGGCGGUGUUUGCGUCGACAUUUGUGCCGCGCUGGAAUAGCGGGCAACUCGGGUUCGAGUACUUUUACGACGGCGUGACGUUCGAGUACGACAAUGCGAUUUGGAAACAAGUGUGGCGAGAGGCGGCGCACAAAUACUCGUUUAUCAACGUUGCCGAUGGCAGCGAGCACUUUGCCGACCCGCGCAAGGUCGAGAGGCUCUUUGCACAAGCCCGCGAAGCCUUCGGAGAGGUCGAUACGGAUGGAUCGGGUCAAAUCGACGUCCUCGAGCUCUACCAUUUACUCAAUCACAACCUCUGUGAGCCCGUUACGAUGGACCAAGCGCGCGCAAUAAUGGAAAGCAUUGAUAAAGACGGAAGUGGCGCCAUUGAUUUCAACGAAUUUUACACGUGGUACGCAUCGGAAAACAGCCAGCAAUGCCCCAAGUCGAUCAAGCACCGCGGGCUCCAGACCGCGCUUCGCACGCGACGUCAUGCCCAGCGCAUCGUCACGACCAGCUACAAGAAAGGGCUCGCGACGAGCAAGUCGGUCGUUCAAUCCGUCCAGAACCGUGUCGAAGCGCAGCGUCUCGCCAAGGCAUGCGAAGGCGCAGACCCAGAAAUGGUCGAGCUUCUCAUCGAGGGGUUUGACAAACCGAUGGUUCACAAAGCGCUCAUGCUGGCACAAAACGACGUCAACAAGGCGCGGGCGUGGCUGCAGCAACGCAAGGAAGAGGUCGAGCUCGACGCAAAACGGCGAAAAGAAGCGUGCCAGAAGCGACGCGACGCCCAGCUGCGAGGGCUGCACGCAGCUCAUUCGACGGCGAAAGCUGGCCUCCUCAGUGUCGCGAAAUCCAUCAAAUUGCUCAUUCUUGGUGACAAGCCCAACCACGACGACGAGGUGGCGAUGAUUCUACGCGACUUGCAACUCGAAGUCAACCGCGCGGAAGGCAUCGUGCGAGACACGAUCGAGAACAGCUGACGUCCGUGCAUGGGGCUAGGGUAUCCGG